AUGGUAUUGUAUAUUUCCUCAAGGGGUAAUCAAAUAAAUGACUACAUUAUAACUAGAUCAGUAAGUUCCAACAGAGAUUACGUCAACGGUGUCAAAAAGGACGAUCCGAAGUAUAGAAGUGAAGGCAACGGUUACGAUAUUCGUAACGGUCUGGAAGUCUGUAACGGAGUGGAUCUUGAGACUGAAACAAAUCCUAAUAGCGGCAUCCUCACUAACAAAGGCAUCUCCCCCACAGGGAAUUGCAUCGACACUGGGAAAAACCAAAGAGACAUCGAGCGCCACUUUUUUAAUCUUAAAUAUGAUAUAAAUAACUCGGUUGACUUUGGUUUGUACAUAAAAUUAAAAGACAUUAACAGCUUGUCAAACGACAACAUCCACGAAAUUAAUGAACUGCUAAAGAAGGAGAAACAGAAGGAUAUUGAAAAAGAGAGAGAAAGGCGAUCCAGUGCUGAUUCCAAGGAUUCAAAUUACAACAACAAACAGGAGUACCACGAGACACAUAGCGAGAAGGAAGAGGCACAGCAGCAACAACACCAGACAAAACCAUCUGCUGUAUCGGAGGAGUUGCUACUUCAAUAUCAUCGCGAUCUCCAACAGCAACACCAGAAACGGAAGGAAAAGAGACAGAUACGACUGCAACGACAGCAGACAGGGGAGGACGAUCAGGAGGAAUCCAUUUACGUGAGGAAGUACAAUAAAAGAAGGGAAAAAAAAAUCGAACCCGAGACGCAGUGGAGCGACUCACGCGCGGGGAGUAACGAUCAAUGUGGUAAUAGCGCCAUAUCGGAAAGUAGUGGCGUGCGCGACAACAACAGCGUAAUUGAAGAUAGUAACCUGCGUGGUAGUAGCGGCCAACGUGAAAGCUGCAACCCACGUGAGAACAUUGGGCUGCGGCACAGCUCAUGCAUGCGGAACAUCGAUUACAGCCUUUGGAACAGAACAGGAGAGCGCACCCUAAAUCAAGCGCUGAUACAAACAGAAGUUACAACUGAAAAGGAAAAGAGAAAAUACAACAAAAUGAAUAACAACACCGACGUUCUUGUUAAUACCGGAAGUAAUAACACCUGUGGAGUUAGAAGUGGAGGAAACAUUAGGGGGGCUGGGAGCAUGCGAGGCAGCAGCGGGAGAGGUGGUGGCAUGAGGGGAAGCGGCAUGCGAGGAAGUGGAGUCAGAGGUGGCGGAAUUAGAAGUAGUAGUAUCCGAGGCAACGGCGUCAGGAGUAGUAGCAUCAGAAGUAAUAACGGAAGAAUUGGUGGAAUCAAAAACGGAAAUAAUGCCAACCACAAAGGUAACAACAAUGAGUACUACUCCAGUUACAACUACGGAUAUGCUUAUGAGGAUGGCAGACAACAAAGUGAACUCCUAAUUGGAGAAGAAAAUGCCAACAUGAAAAAACAAUACAACAAUGUAAUUAACGAAUUUGAUCACAUCGAAAUUGUAAAUAACAUGUCUGAUGAUGAGAAGAACGAACAAAUAGAGGAACAGAUAAAAGAACUGGAGCAGAUGGACGUUUUAGAAAGGCGCAGGGACGCCAGGCCAAAUGAUGGUUCCUUAGAAUCAGUGGAGAACGAUGAAGAGAAAUUUAAAAAUAUCGAAGGAGAUGAUGGAGCCGAAUCAGUAACAAUGUCGCAAACAGGAGGAGUCGUCGAUAGAGCACGCUUAACUAAUCCUGAAAGCCACUCCUACGAUCAGUAUACCCAACACAGUAUGCUCAAACAUGUGAAUGGGAACCACCAUCACAUGAAUCAAGACAUCAUCCAAGACCGCAUGGAAGUAAUAAACGAAUUAAGCACAUCAAAGUUGUGCCAAGCCAAUUCGGAAAAUGCCAAUGGGGAGGAUCCCAAACGAUUUGACGACGACAAUACAUUCAAAAUGGCGUACGAAUGUAAUAACGGCAUUGGUAAUGACGAUAUGGGUAAUAAUGGGCAUAUAAGUAACGACGCCAAUGUUAACAAUGCUUACAACCAUACCCCCAACGAUACGACCAACGUUAAGGGAGGAAGGAUGCUAAGAAAUCUCCACAAGAACAAUCUUCAUGUUGAUCACAGACAAGGAGUUCACAGGGUGUCCAAGAAAUACGGCGCUGAAAUGGAUGGAGCAAAUAAUGUGGUAGUACAUCGAAAGAGGAGGAGAAAAAAUUUGGACGACAGCAGCAGGUAUGUAGAAAAUGAAGGCAUUAACGGAAUGAUCUCGGGGGAUACAGACAGGUAUUCCUUCACCAAUGUUAAAUCUGAGAGCGCUCACUUAGGAAUGACCCCCCAUAAUGACUUUGCAAGUGCUGAGGCGAAGCAUAUUAAUAAUGAUUUUGGUAUGUCUCGUAAUGAGUGCAAUGGGGGAAUUAAGCAGGAUGAAGGUGACAACGAGGAGCAACACUCUACGAAUAGGUUUGGUGUUAACAGGUUUGAGAGAAUUAACGAUCACAGCAGCCGUAGGGGACGUGCUGCCUACAUGGCGAGAAAUGGUUUCACGGGUGUAAGUAACUUCAGAGGGCACUCCCCUUCAAUGGCAGAUGGAAACUGCAAGCCCGAAGAGCGAAAUUCAAAAAGACGCGAACGUUACAAUGCACAAAAUAACAACGAGUAUGAAACGUACUAUGACAAUGACACUGGAGAAAAUAACCACAAAAGAGCAGCACAAGGAAUGGUGGGUAACAACCUGGACGAGGCAGACGAUGAGAUAAAUGGCUUGAACAACUCCACUCUCCAGUCAAAAGUAUGUGCAAAACCAGGUGAAGCACCGUCAUUUGGACAUGCAAGAGGUGGAAUUAAAAUGAAGGUCCAUCGAAAUAAGAAAAAAGGAAGAGCAUUCCAUAGGAUGCAUGCAAAUAUGAAUAUCAUAAAAGGCAUGAACAAAAAUAGCGAAUCGAAAUUUGGUCAUUCAACAAAUGCAACUAUGCGCCACUCACAAAAUCUGGAGAAGAAAGAGUUUUACAGAAAUGAGCACAAUCUGGAGCAUGUAGUCCAUGACAAAGUAAGGGGUUCGCCGGGUUCGCACUUCAAUGGGCACAGUAAUGCGAAGGACGACUAUGCAGACAGCAACGACAAUGACUACAUGAAUAACGAGAGCAGCUCCCACAACUACGGGGGUCGAUACAAUGAUGAUGAUUACUACGAUGACAACGACGGUGAGCACAAGAAGCGGAAAAAGCGAGUUACGGAGGAAGGCUCCAAGGAGAGCAGCAAAAUCAACGUAGGGAACAAAUACCAAGUGCCCAAGCUGCCGAACUUCUUUCUGUGCCGCUCAGAACUAAUGUACAGAAACUACGAAGCGGUGGAGGAAACAAAUAACGAUCAAGUUUGUCUGACAUGUUCAGGCCUUCCUUGCCAUUGCCGAGUAGGAGAAGCCACGUUAGUAUAUUCACCAUUAAUGCUAGAAAGGGUACGAGAUAAAUGUAUGAAAAAUAGAGGCUACCACAAAUGCGUAAAAAAUGAAAUCGAGUUAUCUGCAUAUGUUCAAGAGUGUGCAAAAAGCUGGAAGUCAAAUAUAGACGACUGGGUCCCUUUUUCACCUGAGUAUGCAUAUAAAUUAUUGCAUUAUGCAAAUUACGAUCCACAUAAAGCUAUCAGCAUUAUGAAGUCCUCGGAGUUUUCUUUUCGAAAAAUUAUGGACCCUCCGACGAGGAAAUAUCAGAACAAAUGGAAGCCAAAGGAUAAGCGGGAGCAUAUUUCCAAGAACCCCUUCCCGUCUCCCCUAACCAUACGGACUUACCUCUCCAAGAGGCACCACAUUAGUGGCUACCACUUGAGAUAA
Molecule: messenger RNA, 3750 nt
Organism: Plasmodium fragile
Lineage: Eukaryota; Apicomplexa; Aconoidasida; Haemosporida; Plasmodiidae
Exons: 2
Coding region: 1-3750 (1249 amino acids)
Source: RefSeq, a predicted model, not a curated record